AAGUUCUGAACGCAAGCGUGUCGGGGUGAAAGGGCUCCGCUGCGCUGCGCAUUUGCGCGGCUGCCGUGGCAACUCACAUGACUCUAGUUUGCAGCGUGAGGCUGCCUUGUGAGUCGUGGCCUGGGUUUGCCUUUGAUGCUGCGUCACCAUGACACGGCAAAUGUCCUCACGGUGCAAGAAUAAAGGCCCAGUGUGGAGUCCUGGCUGGAGGAACCUCGCUGAGCCUGAAGCUCGGAGUCUGUGAGGAGCGAAGGAGGAAGCUUCCGACGGCAGGUUGUGCCCCGCCCUGGUCCUGGUCCUGGUCCUGGUCCUGGUGGGUGAGUGUGAGCGGCUGCGGCGGCUCUGGUCACGAUGCCAGACUCUCUCGCCUCCUGCUCUGGCCUUGGUUGUGGCGCCGCAACAGUUUGGUGCGACUGUUUUGUUCCGGUCCGGUUGACCUGGUUGCGACUCCUGUCCUGGAGUCUGCAGCAGCGACUCUGACCGGGCCUCAUGGCUCCACCUGGGGCCAGAACUGAGGUGCCCACCUGCGUUCUGGGGUCACGCUUCAGGAACCAUGAGCGCGACAGAGCCACUGAAUCUUUACUGACUUUCAUGGGUGUCAUGAUGUUGGCGUCCACAAGACGGCUCCACAGUGCAGCCAGUGUUUAUCCUCCCAGUGAGUUGACAGCAGUCGGGACUUGACCCGACUGGAUCUGGCCCCGCCGCAGCGCUGCUAGCCGUUAGCAUUAUAAACCAGAGCAGAAGCAAAACAAAGACGGAGAGUGACCCAGUGACCCAAGGAGGAGGAGUUCUGAAUGCCACCGUCCAGCACCACCAGAACCGCGUUCACCCCGAGAGCCAGAGUCUGUCUCCAGCACUGCCAUGAGAUUCGCCAAGCAGGAGGCGCCAAAGCAGCGCCGGCCCCCGCCGCCGCCGCCGCCGCCACCGGAGGGAGGCUGGGGAUGGAUGGUUGUCAUCGGCUGCUUCCUCGCCACCAUCUGCAUCCGGGCCGUCACCAGGUGUGUCUCCAUGUUCUUCGUGGAGUUCCAGCUGCACUUUGAGAAGGACUACUCCACCACCGCCUGGAUCCACAGCCUCAUCGACUGCACCACCAUGCUCUGUGCUCCUCUGGGCGGCUUCCUGGGGAACCGGAUCUCCUGCCGAGCCACCGUGAUCCUGGGAGGCCUGCUGUCGUCCAGCGGCCUGGUCCUCAGCUCCUUCGCCUCCAGCCUGGAGCACCUCUACGUCUUCCUGGGCAUCCUGACAGGUCUGGGCUUCGCUCUGAGCUACACCACCUCCAUCGCCAUGGUGGGGAAGUACUUCAGCGAGAGGAAGGCUCUGGCCUAUGGCAUCGCCAUGUCAGGAAGCGGCAUCGGAACCUUCGUGCUGGCGCCGGCGGUGCAGAUGCUGAUCGAGCUCUACUCCUGGAGGGGAGCGCUGCUGGUGCUGGGCGGCUUCGUGGCCAACCUGUGCGUGUGCGGGGCCCUCAUGAGGCCCCUGGACGCUGACGCCACAGACGGGAUGAGUCAGAGUUCCGUGGAGACCUGCCCCUCAUCCGACCUGGACUCUGACUCCACGGGCUCCAGCGACGGCGGCCAGCUGCAGCAGAAGGAGCUGGAGCUCCACCGUCUCCACCACACCCAAGCGCUUCUCGUCGCAACCGGAGCCUUGAAAAACUGUGAACUGGAGCAGGAGCGGGCGCUGGUGCCAGGGAUCCCGGAGCUCAGGAUCUCCGAGUGCAUCCUCUUCAGCAACAAGCUGACGGACACGGCGCUGGACGGCCUGACGCUCAGCUCCACCGAGGCCCUGGUGGAAGCCAACAACCUGAGCAAUAAACUGCGGCUGGAGGACCCCAGAGCGGCCCAAGAGAAGCCCGAGGCGCUUUCCAGCGGCUACGUCCUCCGCGGCUGCGGCGGCUCCACGGAGGAGUACGGCUUCCUCCUCAUCCCUGACUUCCUGUUCCUCUGCGUGUCCUUCCUGUUCCUGGCCAUGGGCUGCAGCCCCCCAGUGGUCUACCUGGUGCCCUACGCCCUCAGCCUGGGGAUGCAGAGCCAGCAGGCCGCCCUGCUCAUGUCCAUCUUCGGCAUCAGCGGCAUCAUCGGCAACAUCACCUUCGGAUGGAUCACGGACAGGAAGUGUCUGAAGAGGUUCCGGCUGCUCUGCUACGUGGCGGCGGUGGGUCUGGAGGGCCUGUGCUGCAUGUUGAUCCCCCUGCUUCAGUCCUUCUCCCUCCUGGCCUUGUUCUCCGUCCUCUACGGCUACUUCGAUGGGGCCUACGUGGCCCUCAUCCCCGUGGUCACCUCAGACGCAGUGGGCCCUUCCUACCUGACCUCAGCCCUUGGCAUCGUCUACUUCCUGCACGCCAUUCCUUACCUCCUCAGUCCCCCCAUCGGAGGUUUGUUGGUGGACCAGACAGGGAACUACAGCGCCACCUUCUUCCUCUGCGGCGUGUUCUUCGUGCUGAGCUCGGCGGUUCUGGUCACAGCCGUGUUAGCCCGGCGCUGCAGGAGGUCUGAGCCGCCUCCCUCUGCUGCGCCUGGAUGUGACGUCAUCUGACCGCUCCUCGCCACCGCCGCUGACACUCGGGAACACGCGGCGCAGGCGCCUCUCACCAGGACUCCACAGGUGGCGCUGACUUCCGUAGUGUCACCAGCUCCUCUCUUCUGUUUUCCUCUGAAAUGAAGUGGGGUGUGAGCAGUUGGACUUCGGUGCGAUGACUGUGAGCACGACACGACUGACUCCGCCUCCUGCACCAACUCUGUGGAAGCCUCGCCCCUUCGUGCCGGCUCCACCGCGCACUCACCUCUUCAGAACGGCUUUGGAAAACUGACUGUAAACUGUGAGGCGUCUUGCAGUGCGGAGAACAGGCGACACCAAGCCCAUGUAUCGUUGUGAUUAAAGUGAACUAUUCCUCAGGUGGUGUUGUCCGUGUGUCACAUGAGUGACAGAUGUGGAGACUCCGCUAGCUUAGCAACCAUGCUAACGUGGCGCUAAUGUCGCCUCCGUGAAUUCCGUCUGCUAAUCUUGUGUGAAGGAACAUGACAAAUCUGCACAUGUGCGCAUCGCAGCAUCGUCUUGUUCCCCGCUACAUGCUACAUGCUAGAUGCUAGCUCAGCGGAGUCAGCUGUUUAUUUGCAUUUUUAAAGUCUGAACUUAGUCAAACAGAGUGCAGUCAUUUGCUUCCUUGGCCAGUCAUGUGACCGCACUGGCAGCUAGCUGCCGCGAGCGCCCCCUAGAGGGCCACGGAGAGUUGUCUGUCUCACACCACCGAGGCACAAGACCCUCAGGUGUAACACACGUGCCCCACACGGUGGCAGUAGAGAGUCAAGUGACUUGGCAGCUGCGGAUCUGUGAUAGUUACCAACGAUGGAGAAGCUCUUGGAAAGAAACAAUGAUGAAGAAAGUGGUGGCGCCCCCUACAGUACACACUGGUCAUGAAAGCAGCUGUUGGAUCAGGUUUUAAAAUCAGAAACUCUAAUGGUGACACUUUCAUUUACACUUUACUUAUAUCUUCUUUAUUUUGAAAAUAAAUUCUUUUUAUUUUUGUGAUAUUUAAACAUUGGUUUAUUAUUAUAAAUGUAUUCAGAAUUUAAUUCACAUAUUGGUGUACAAUUUGUCCAAUUUUCUCAACAGUUUGCAUCAAGUCUAUUUUCUCCUUUUUUCUUUGGUACAUUUCAUCACUAUGACUUCUAUGACUUCAUCUGUCUGUCUGCCUGUCUGUUUGUCUGUCAGCUCAUCUAUCUGUCUGUCUGUCUGUCUGUCUGUCUGCUCAUCUGUCUGUCUGUCUGUCAGC
Molecule: messenger RNA, 3772 nt
Organism: Synchiropus splendidus (mandarinfish)
Lineage: Eukaryota; Metazoa; Chordata; Actinopteri; Syngnathiformes; Callionymidae
Product: monocarboxylate transporter 12-B-like
Exons: 9
Coding region: 862-2535 (557 amino acids)
Biological process (GO): transmembrane transport; monocarboxylic acid transport
Molecular function (GO): monocarboxylic acid transmembrane transporter activity
Source: RefSeq, a predicted model, not a curated record